This is a messenger RNA of Puntigrus tetrazona (Sumatra barb), 1023 nucleotides long. RefSeq names its product fun14 domain containing 2 (gene fundc2). Lineage: Eukaryota; Metazoa; Chordata; Actinopteri; Cypriniformes; Cyprinidae. The transcript has 5 exons. Gene Ontology annotation, cellular component: mitochondrial outer membrane. The record is from RefSeq and is a predicted model, not a curated record. Gene Ontology annotation, biological process: autophagy of mitochondrion. Bases 128 to 571 code for a protein of 147 amino acids.
GCUCCUCGUGCUUUCGAAUCACUCUCGCGGUACUUCGCUGUCGAACCGGACACGCCUACUUGCGCAGGUCACGUGACGCGGAGGAUGCGCACGGAAAUUAUCGUCCGGAUAGAAAACGCGCAAGAAAAUGUCUGAGAAGGACUCCGAAACCUUCGACGUGAUGGAGCUGGCCGAGCAUGUCAAGAAGCAGAGGUGGUGGAACAAAAUGUUCGGAAAAAAUAAUUCUGGGCCCGCUGCUGAGAAGUACUCCGUGGCGACGCAGCUGGCCAUCGGAGGAGUGAGCGGCUGGUGCGCAGGGUACUUGUUCCAGAAAGUCGGAAAGCUGGCAGCGUCGGCUGUAGGCGGCGGCUUCUUUCUGCUCCAGAUUGCUCAUCACACAGGCUACAUUAAAGUAGACUGGAAAAGAGUCGAGCAAGACGUGAACAAGGCCAAGAAGCAGCUGAAGCUGAGUUCAGACAAGCCUCCCAAAGAAGUGAGAACCAAGUUUAACGAGGUGCAAGUUUUUGUCAAGAACAACAUUGUUCUCACAGGAGGUUUCGCCGGUGGCUUUCUGCUCGGCCUGGCUUCGUAGGAUCUCUCUCGUUGUUACGUCUUCUACCCCGAGGAUGUCGUCCAGCUUCUGUGUGAUACUGCAGCUUGUAUUUAACUCGGCACUCCUAAACAUUUAAGAAUGUACGCUCCGUUUCUCGGCUGUGCGUUGCUUUAGUAUGCACUUAAAACCCCUGUUACGCUUUUGUUCAUUUGAACGUUUUGCUAUAUUAUUUUGGUACAAACUAUUUUUGACACGAGACUUGAAAAGUCCGCUUGUUUAAACGUGUAAAUAGUUGAAAUCGGCCCUUUGAAAUUCACAUCUCAACUUGAAGUUUGACGUCACGGUGACUGAUCCAAGUGCAUUUAAUUGUUAAAACUGUUUGUAAUAAAUCUGGACGUUACUUUAAAGGCCGAGGGGUCGAUAAAAGUUGUAAUUUUAAUUAAUAAUGACAGAAAUGUUUAAAGUAAAUAGACAAUCAGGUGUUAAACCAU